AUGGGCCGGAAGAAGGCCACGAAGGACGUCCCAGAAGCCACGCGCGAGUCCAUUGCGCUGUUCCUCGCUGAGCGUUUUUGUAAUGGACGGCUAAAGCGUGGAGCAGCCGUGGCUGCUGCAGCCAAGUGUGGGUGUUGCCGCACCAUCUCCACCAUCGUGGCUGAGUGCCUUGCACGCAUCUCGGCCACUCUCGACCGAGCACCUCGUUAA
Phytophthora nicotianae INRA-310 is the source of this 210-nucleotide messenger RNA. RefSeq lists its product as hypothetical. The record is from RefSeq and is a predicted model, not a curated record. NCBI's taxonomy places the organism in Eukaryota, Oomycota, Peronosporomycetes, Peronosporales, Peronosporaceae. The coding region runs from base 1 to 210 and encodes 69 amino acids. The transcript is spliced from 3 exons.